Molecule: messenger RNA, 2478 nt
Organism: Brienomyrus brachyistius
Lineage: Eukaryota; Metazoa; Chordata; Actinopteri; Osteoglossiformes; Mormyridae
Gene: pkdccb
Product: protein kinase domain containing, cytoplasmic b
Exons: 7
Coding region: 147-1598 (483 amino acids)
Biological process (GO): protein phosphorylation
Molecular function (GO): non-membrane spanning protein tyrosine kinase activity; ATP binding
Source: RefSeq, a predicted model, not a curated record
AAUGACACGCCUCCGUAGGGCGUGCUUUAACAUUCCAGUGACAAGCGGAAAACUUUCCAGUGUAGGCUAACUUACAUUGGAUCAAGACACGAUCGCAACUUAGAAUAGCUCUCAGCACUGGGAUCGGGUCCGUCACACCGUAAAACAUGCCCAACCUUAGCAUCCCUCUAUGUACAACAGCACUUCUUGCUUUGAUCUUUACCUCUGUAACGUUUUUAAAGAAGGACAGGCACUUACGUGUAAAAGUCAGAGACCUUGUCAGUGGGAAUCCCGAUUCGUAUCCCGACUCCAGGAGAAAUGUCUUACUGAAGGAGCUCAGCGACAGGCGCAGGGAACUUUUGCCGUACUUCAGUGCUUCAGAAAAGGAUGCUUUCAUGGGACUACCCGGAGGAGACGUGCACCGCCGCGCCUUUUCAAAGAAGCUGACUGGGGCAAGAUCGGAGGAGAUUGGUAUUCAUUUAGAGGCAUCAAACACAAACCAUAACAAAAUUGGAUGCAAGGAGCUCGGUUACAUCAAAAACGUGGCUUUUGUAGGGUCAGGCUACACUAAGGCUGUUUUUCAAGGCGUUUUGCCCGAAGGAUUGCCCGUAGCGCUGAAAUCAGUGAACGAACAAGGGACUGAUAUGAAAAGAUGUCUGGAGGAUUUUAAUGACAUGAAAGGCUGUUAUGAGCUUGUAUCCUACAAACUAAUGAAAGAAAUCGUUUUGUUACAAAGACUGGACCAUCCAAAUAUUAUAAAGCUCCACGGCCACUGCCAGUCCGGCGAGCGAGGGGGCAGCAUCAGUGCCGCUCUGGAGCAGGGAUCCCCGCUGCAGAUGAUACAGCUCCUGCAGAGUCCCUGGGAGGACCGCUUUCGGGUCUGUCUGGGUCUGGUGCGGCUGCUCAGCUACCUUUCCCACUCGCCCUUGGGGUCUGUGGCGCUGCUGGACUUUCAGCCUCGCCAGUUCGUCCUGGUUAAUGGGGAUCUGAAGCUCACGGACCUGGACGACGCUGCUGUGGGUGAUCCGACCUGCCAGACUGACUCCGACUGUGACCUUCAGUUUCCACUCCGUAACUUCAGCCUUCCCUGCUCCUCAGACGGGGUCUGCCAGGGCCUCAAUGAGAGGAGGAACCUCUACAAUGCCUACAGGUACUUCUUCACCUACCUUCUCCCCCACCAAGCCCCACCCACUCUCCGGCCUCUCAUAGAGCGGAUCAUGAAUUCUACAGCGGAGCUGAACGGGGAUGUGAACGGCACACUGGCUGCUCUUCAAAACAUCCUCCAUCUGUACAAGUCUGGGCUUUACCUGGAGAACCUGCCGUCGGCUCUAGUUGAAGACUACGUGGCCUCCAGAGGGAUGAGGAGUGCAGGGGGUGAGAGCUACAGAUGCUGGCCCUCCUACCAGCACCAGGGCUGCGUGCUGUCUGUACACAGCGUCGGCGAGGCCGCCCUCCUUUGCAGCGCCCGCCGUGAGUGCGCCGGCUUUACCAUCAAUGGCCAGAGGACCUGGACAGGGCGGCUUCUCGCUUCGUUUAAGAGUGGUUUCGGCGACCUGGUUCCAGAUGUGAACUCAGCGGUGUACAUGAGACGAGCUGCAGCUUCAGGAUUUCCUUUGUGAGGAGCCGGAGAGGAACGGGGGAGCGGGGGGGCAAGCCAAGGUGAGGCUGCCCUGCGCUCCGCCGGACCUGGAAUGUUUGAAGUGUACGAAUAUGAUAUAUUUAUAAGGAUCUUGUUCUUUGGCAAUUUGAUCUACGUGCCAAUCUUGCAUACUGCCAAGAAACAUUUAAAAAGAUUUCCCUCGAGGUAUAAUUACAAAAAAAAAAACACACUGUCUUUCGUGUACCGCUUUUACGCCCUUUCAUUGUGCCCUGCAUCUGAGGCCUAGUCCUCGCAAGUGGACCUUCGUAAGUAGGAGGUUUAACGUUUGUGGAAAAAGUGAGAAAAAAGCUCUUAUACAAAUAUACUUUGAUGUAAAUCAGAUCUGAAAUUACGUGGCGCCUCUGGAUUUCGGGAGUGUGCUUUGUUCUGGGCUGAAUUUUAACAAGCUGAAAAGCAGAGGUGGAAGGUUCAGGUCCAGAAAGUACAAAUCCAGACCAAUAAUUUGUUUCAGCCAACCAAUUGAGUUCUCUGUGACUGACUCUUUAUAUCUAAUUGCCUGAUCGAAACAAAAUCUUGGCCUGGAUUUGCACUUUCUGGACCUGAACUUUCUAUCGCUGCUGAGAAGUACAGUAGUAAUACCCCACUGAGCAAGAAACGGUCAGAUCCUUUCUCCUUACUGCUGUCUUUCAUUUCUACCUAGUAUUUAAACUUUCAGAUGUGUUUGAGAUUAAUUUUAACACACAUCGGUUGUGUAAUUUCACCUUGUGGGUGCCAUUGAUUUUAUAUUCUUUUAGAGAAAGAGAUCCUAUUUAUUGCAUUAAGCGCAGUGUCUGGCAUGCUGUAUAAACUGCAUCCUUUGUAUGGCAAAACUAGAGCAUAAUAAAAAAUAUUCAAUGUAA